Pezoporus occidentalis (night parrot) is the source of this 2801-nucleotide messenger RNA. It is a transcript of the gene ISCA1, whose product is annotated as iron-sulfur cluster assembly 1. The record is from RefSeq and is a predicted model, not a curated record. The coding region runs from base 64 to 453 and encodes 129 amino acids. Lineage: Eukaryota; Metazoa; Chordata; Aves; Psittaciformes; Psittacidae. Gene Ontology annotation, molecular function: 2 iron, 2 sulfur cluster binding. Gene Ontology annotation, cellular component: mitochondrion; cytoplasm. The transcript has 4 exons. Gene Ontology annotation, biological process: iron-sulfur cluster assembly.
UGCGCCGUGGCGUCACAGCGUGACGUCGGUGGUGCCCAUGGCCGAGGGCAGCGGACGGGGGUGAUGGCCUCGUCGGUGGUGCGGGCCACGGUGCGCGCUGUCAGCAAGCGGAAGAUCCAGGCUACGCGCGCCGCUCUCACCCUGACCCCAUCAGCUGUUCAAAAGAUAAAGCAGCUUCUGAAAGAUAAACCUGAACAUGUGGGUGUGAAAGUAGGUGUUCGUACAAGAGGAUGCAAUGGGCUUUCCUACACAUUAGAAUAUACGAAAUCAAAAGGAGAUUCUGAUGAAGAGGUAGUUCAAGAUGGGGUUAGAGUGUUUAUUGAGAAGAAGGCACAGCUGACACUUCUAGGAACUGAAAUGGACUAUGUAGAAGACAAACUAUCCAGUGAAUUUGUCUUCAAUAAUCCAAACAUCAAAGGAACAUGUGGCUGUGGAGAAAGCUUUAACAUCUGAAAUCUCAGGACUACUUUGACUUUGAACACCCCGAAACACUGCUACGGCUUUCAGAAGCAAAUGCAUUUUCUUCAGGUUUGUAGGCUGCGUGAAGUGUGGAUACGAUUAAGAAAAAUAAACCCUUUUGAAAAAGUAAAUUGUUUGUUAGAUUCCACCACUGAUGUAGUUAUACUUUAAUUUGUGAUGAGUUGGGAUUCAAAAGGUAAGAACAGUAAGUGCUAUAGUAACAUCUCUGUACUUUCACAUGCCAAGGAAAUAAAACCUAUCUGUUCUUUUCGUUUGUUAUUUUCUUUGUCCACUCUACUCAGACUUCCCCAUCCAAAACCUAUUUGAAAGAAUAUUACCUGUGUGUUCUGCUUUGAUGGGGGGAGGAAAAAAACCACCACCAAAAUAAAACCCCCAAUCACUUAUAUGAGCUUGUUCAUAAAAAUUUAUAUAUGAAGACCUCAGCUUCAGCGUUCGCUAUGAUUAUGUGUAUGCUUGCUUUGGUUUUGUAGUUUUUUGAUGCUUUAAUCUUUUUACAUGUGGGUUUUCUGGUGGUUUAUUUUUCUAUAAAUCUGGGGAGGUCCAAGAAAGUGUUCAUGUAUUAGUAUAGUGGUAGGUUACCAUAGAACUGCUUGUAGAAAUACUUCAGAAUGGACUAACCCAGUUUUAAUUCUGUUUCUUUCCUUGUUGAAGGCACCGUCUCUGCUGUACUUAGAAAGUAAUUUUGCAAAACAUGAAAUACAUUUGGACAGUGGAGUACUAAAGCAGAUACACAUGAGCAUGGUUUCUCAUGUUUCUGUCAUUUGUCCUUCUUGACUUAAAUUGAAAAGUUGGUAAAGCUGCCUGAAGAUUUUUUAUUUUUUUUUUUUGAGAGGACUCUUACACUUCUCAUUACUUUUUUGUAGUUAUGUCUGCUACUAAUUUUGUUACAGGUCGAACUCUUGCAACUGUGCAGGUACAAGGUUUUUUCUCUAAAGCUUAUCAUAGCUUCUGCUUAACUCUCUUAAAGUUAACUUGGUGACAGGGGAAAAGGCAUUUAUAAUUUAAAAAAAACCCCUAGUAUUUUGUAAUUAUUAAAUGAAUCUAAGCAGUAAUUAAAAUAGUAUGUUUAUAGGAAGCCAUUGUUUCUUUGGAAUUCAGACUUUCUCCUAAUCAGAAUUUAUAUUUUUUACACCAGUGUUCUUCAAGCCUACAAAGUCUUCAGCACUUAUGCACUGGUGCUAAGGCAGAAAUAUAUAUGUCUCUCCAGGCCCUCCCAAAAGCUGAUUCCAUAGAAGUACUCUUCCAUCCUUUUAUUUCCAUGUUUCCCUGGUUGUCUGAAGAUGACAUUGUGCAGCUGAACUGCUCAGUUGUGCUGAAGAGAAGAUAAUGUCUUCCUGGGCAGCUGAUGGGAACAGCUAGUGAAAAGGGUGCAAAUCAAAAGUAGGGGACAACAAGGACUGGGAUCUUGCAGUCAAAGACAGGGUGGUGAUUGAGGUGGGAGUGGAGGGAAAGCUUUAAGGCUGCAUAUGGAGAAUCCAGAGGUAACAUUGAUCUGCACAGUUGCACCCACAUACCUUGCAAUCACAUUGGAGUAGUAACAUGUUGAAGACUCAGGAUUACAGCCACCUGCGAAAAGGUGUAGAAGGAAGAAUAAAACAGAUCAAGAAUUAUUUUUUCAUUUUUAUGUAGUGCACAGGAACAGAAGGUCAAAAUUCCCGCAAUUACAGUUCAAUAUUAAAUACUUGAAUUUUGGUUGUAUGCUCUGUCACCUUUUGAUGUAAAAAUGCUAUUUCCUUCAACAGUCAGCUGCUGUACACGGUUACUUUAUAUAGCAAUUCAGGAAUUACUGGUAAUACACUGUCUACGUGCAUUUUUAGUGCCACAGGUCUUUGUCUUGCCAAACAAAAAAUGCAGUUAAUGUGGUACAGCUGCAUUAAUAUGUCUAAAACUCCAAGCAAAGGGCAUUUCUUCAGAUCGUGUUCCUCUGCCUCUUGCUAGGGGAUAAGACUUGAAAUGUGGUAGCACUGGUAGGGCUUGCUAUGCAUGCUGCUCCUUAGUCAUUUAACUUGUUUUGGUGUGUUUUGGAGUACCGGGGAUUGGCUUGGGGAUUUUUUAAGACCUGUGGCAUGUAUAGCAAUCUUUUCACGUUUUGUGUAUAUGCCUUGACUGAAAGUUUGCACUUUCGUACUCCAGUGAAAUAAUCCUCUAAAUUGUCACUUUACUAAGACACCUAACGCACAAUGUGUUCAACUUCUGUUAAAGUCCUAUUUACAGUUGCAUAGGAACAUGGUUUUGAUGAUUGGUCUGUUAUAAUUUUGUGCAAUACUGUAUGUAGAGUUCUCAGUUGUAAUAAUAAAUAUUGCCUGCUGGUAACCAUGAAA